CAGUCAUCGGACUGGUUCCGUCGUUCGUAGAUAUCGUAGCGCUGGAGUAAAGAGCCGGCGGCGCGUUGGCCAGCAACCUACUAAGCAGCAGCAAGAGCAGCAACGGCAGCAACGGCAGGAACAGCAGCGGCACGCAGUUCCCAGUGGACAGUGAACAGUGCAAGUGGACAGUGGGAGAGUCUCGCUAAUCACAAGUUGCCUCUACUGCAAUUACUGGCUCUCAGUCGUUAAUAUUAAUAAUAUUCACAGGCUCAGUGAUCCUUGCGCGUUCCUUUAGCGCGGAAAAAAACAAGAAAAACUGAGGACACUGAAAAGUGCCUGAAACUGGUUUUCUGGCGAGGCAGCUCGCGCUCGUCCAUGAACGUGAAAAAGAGGACAAAACGAAAAAGAUAUUCCUCGCAUCAGCAGGACUAGAGACUCUUGACGGUCAACGUGGGUCCACCACCACCACCACCACCUCCACCACCACCACCACCACCACUUUUACCACCACCUUCAUUCCACUUUGAUUCUUCGAGGAGUCAUUUCUCGGUUCUCGGUUGGUCCUUCUUGGGCACUUUAGUCACACUUCGCUUUAGUUUACGUUCCUACGGUUCCACGUCCAGGACAAAAGUUCCGGAAGUGCAGAGGGGAAGGUGCUCUUCUUUGCGUGACGAUUUCCGAAGAGCAGGAGAGACGGCGAGAGACGGCGAGAGACGGCGAGAGACGGCAGGAUCCUCAUGAACGAUUAGCGGCGUUUAAGAAGGAGAGGAAGAAAGAAAGAAAAGAAAGGCAGCCGAAAAUGUAUCAGAGGGCAGUGCUGGUUAAUCUGCCAAAGUCGCAGUCGAUCGACAUUAAAUUCUCAGACGUGGAGUAUCGGGUGGCGCAGGGAUUCCUCGGCGAGAAGAAGAAGAUUCUUCAUGGCGUCGAUGGAUGCUUCAAGUCUGGCGAGCUGUCGGCCAUCAUGGGCCCAUCCGGGGCUGGCAAGUCGACCCUCUUGAACAUUCUCACAGGAUUCCGGCGAAAGAAUCUCGGGGGCAAGAUCAGCUACUUGGGAAGCGACGGCGGGGAACACCAAUGGAACGUCUACAAAAAGGAGUCCUGCUACAUCCAGCAAGACGAUCAGCUGCAUCCUCUGUUCACGGUGGCCGAAGUUAUGCACAUGGCGGCGGAACUUAAGCUCGGGAGCAGCCUCAAUCGAAAAGCCAAGCAGAUCCUGAUAGACGACAUUCUGGACAAUCUCGAUCUCUCGAAGACGAAGGAGACGCGAUGCGAUCGACUGAGCGGCGGCCAGAAAAAGAGGCUGAGCAUCGCCCUGGAGCUGCUGGACAACCCGCCGGUGAUGUUCCUGGACGAGCCGACGACGGGCCUCGACUCCUCCUCCUCGAUGCAAUGCGUCGCGAUGCUCAAGAGCCUCGCCAGGGGCGGCAGGACGAUCGUCUGCACCAUUCAUCAGCCCAGCGCAGCGAUUUACGAGAGCUUCGACUUUGUCUACCUGCUCGCCGAAGGUCGGUGCGUCUACCAGGGCGCCGCACGCAACACCGUCGCCUACUUCGGGAAUCUGGGCCUUCGGUGCCCCAAGUACCACAACCCAGCCGACUACAUGCUGGAAGUCGUGAACAAGGAGUAUGGGAACUUCAACGAGCAGUUGGCAAUUGCCGCGCAGCAGGACGACUGGCGCGACGUGCCCGGCGGCAUCACGAAGAAGAAGAGUGAGAUCUCCCGGCGCUAUAGCGACGACGGGAAGACCACCGUCCUCGUGAGCUCGCCAUCCGAAUUCGCGAGGUUCUGCAUCCUCCUCAAUCGCUGCAUCGUCCAGCUGUAUCGCGACUGGACCGUCACCCAUCUCAAGCUGAUACUUCACUUCCUCGUUGGCGUCCUUCUCGGGCUGUUCUUCGUGAACGCCGGUGGCGAUGGCUCCAAGAGCCUCAACAACGUCGGCUACCUCCUGGUGACCACCGUCUACCUCUGCUACACGAGCAUGAUGCCUGCCGUCCUGAGGUUCCCAUCGGAGCUCCCAGUCCUUCAGAAGGAGCAAUUCAACAAUUGGUACCAGCUGCGCACUUACUACGCAGCCUUCCUCGUGGCCAACCUUCCCGUGCAGAUGCUCUUUGCGAUGGUCUACUCCUCGGUCUCGUACUUCCUGAGCAGCCAGCCUCUCGACUGGAACAGAUUCCUCAUGUUCCUCGUGAUUGCGAUUCUCACGACAUUUAUAGCCGAGAGCAUCGGCCUGAUAAUUGGAACCACCCUCAACCCCAUAAACGGAACCUUCUUCGGCGCCAUCACCACCGCCACUCUUCUCACCUUUGCCGGAUUCCUCGUCCUCUUCAACCACAUGCCCGUCUUCAUGAAUUACAUUAGCUACCUGAGCUACCUGCGCUACUCCCUCGAGGGACUGGUGCACUCGGUCUACGGAUUCAAUCGCGAGAAGCUUCCCUGUCCGCAGGAGCUCGUCUAUUGUCAUUACCGUGUACCCGAGACCAUCCUCGCUGAGCUUGCCAUGGCCGAGAAUCACUAUUGGCUCGACGUCCUCGUUCUCUUCCUCAAUUUCUUCGUCUUCCGAUUAAUUGCCUAUUGCACUCUGAAGAGGAAGUUGUCCUACGCCUGAGACCCCGCAGAGCCUGUCUCUAUCCAUCCCUGUGUUCCUUUUAUCCAUAUCGUUCCUGCAUCUACCGGUGCUCCUCUUCUUUCUUACUUCACCAACGAGUAAUCCCCGGGACAUCUCGCAUUGGCAGGCUGGCAGGUUGGCAGGUUGGCAGGUUGGCAGGUUGGCAGGAUUACUCUCGGGCACGUUGCACGGUUGUAAUGGCAUCAGGCUUGCGACAGCACCGGGCCGUGAGCUGUGAACGGCAGCAUGGCAGCAUACGUCCAGCCGCGACACGUGUCCUUCGGAAGCCGGUUUUUUCUCUUUUCCUGCAGGUAACGAGGCAUUCGGCAUCCGACGAGGAGAUUGAGCGUCGCGGCGUCCACGGACGUCAACCUUCGAAGAAAACAAAUUGUAGCAACCGAGUCUUUUGGCGGUUCGGCACGUAACGUAGAUCUCUGGGCGACUUUCGACAUAGUGGAAUCUACAUGGAACUUGACGUCGUGUAGCGCUCAAGGUUGGCUAGUGACAUAAUCCACGUCACACGCUCGUAACAUUCACCAAAUCGUCAGAGUGUUUUCUAUGGUUGCCUCGUGAAAGCAAUCGCUUCAAGAGAUCAGCCAUGACUGUGCACGAUGAUGGACGAGAGUGUCAUUGUGUCGAGAAACCAGAGAGAGAGAGAGAGAGAGAGAGAGAGAGAGAGAGAGAGAGAGAGAGAGAGAGAGAG
Cephus cinctus (wheat stem sawfly) is the source of this 3290-nucleotide messenger RNA. Its product is annotated as ATP-binding cassette sub-family G member 1. The coding region runs from base 782 to 2587 and encodes 601 amino acids. Lineage: Eukaryota; Metazoa; Arthropoda; Insecta; Hymenoptera; Cephidae. The record is from RefSeq and is a predicted model, not a curated record. Gene Ontology annotation, cellular component: plasma membrane. Gene Ontology annotation, molecular function: ATP hydrolysis activity; ATP binding; ABC-type transporter activity. The transcript has 2 exons.